AUGAAGACGACGUGGAAAGAGAUUGCGCCUGUGCCAACGUCGCAAGAAUUUAUCGAUAUUGUGCUUAGUCGUACACAGAGGCGACUACCUACCCAGAUCAGAGCCGGCUUCAAAAUCUCGAGAAUAAGAGCUUUUUACACAAGAAAAGUCAAAUACACGGCAGAGACAUUCGCAGAGAAAUUCCAGGCUAUCCUAGAUGGCUUCCCUCGAUUGCAGGACAUCCACCCGUUUCACAAAGAUCUUAUGAACACACUUUACGAUGCCGACCACUUCAGAAUAGCCCUAGGAACAUUGUCGACUGCAAAGAGAUUGAUAGAGACUGUGUCAAGAGACUAUGUACGACUGCUCAAGUAUGCGCAGUCACUAUUUCAAUGCAAGAACUUGAAGAAAGCCGCUCUAGGUCGUAUGGCCACAAUAUGUAGGAGACUACGAGAUCCCUUGGUUUACCUCGAACAAGUACGACAGCAUCUGGGUAGAUUACCGAGCAUCGACCCCAACACGAGAACGCUGUUGAUCUGCGGCUAUCCCAAUGUUGGCAAGUCAAGCUUUUUGAAACAGAUUACAAGAGCCGAUGUCGAUGUGCAGCCAUAUGCUUUCACCACAAAAUCCCUCUUUGUGGGCCACUUUGACUAUAAAUAUCUAAGGUUUCAAGCAGUUGAUACUCCUGGUAUUUUGGACCACCCACUAGAAGAGAUGAACACAAUCGAAAUGCAGUCGAUUACUGCUAUUGCACAUCUUCGGUCGGCUGUAUUAUACUUCAUGGAUCUAUCAGAACAGUGUGGGUACUCCGUCGAGGCCCAGAUUGGUCUGUUCUCCUCGAUACGACCGCUGUUUGCAAACAAAUUGGUCUUCCUCGUGGUAAACAAGACCGAUGUGACCAAGCCGGAAGACUUGUCAGAAGAUCUGCAGAAACAACUGUCAGAUCUAGUCACCCAAAAUUCCAAUACAGAACUGCUCCAAUUGUCUUGCAUAACGAAUGAGGGUGUUCAGAAUGUCAAAAACAUAGUCUGUGAUCGUUUGAUCGAAGAACGCGUCGCAUCCAAACUCAAGGCUGGCCAGGCCUCACAACCUGCACUUGGAGAUGCUCCAACCGGACGACUUGGUGAUCUUCUUGCUCGAAUUCAUGUGGCGAGACCGCUUGCGGGAUCGCACAGCGAAACGUAUAUCCCAGAAGCAGUUUUGAAUGGCACCCACAAGAGAAUUGAUAAGAAUGACCCAGAACGAAGAAAGCUCGAACGCGACAUCGAAGAAGAAGAAGGCGGUGCGGGUGUCUACAACGUCGAUCUCAAGAAAUGGUACGAUCUUGGAGAUUCAGACUGGAACCAUGACAAGGUACCCGAAUUUUUCAAUGGCAGAAACGUGGCAGACUUUGUGGAUCCCGAUAUUGAAGAGAAACUAGCAGCUCUCGAGGCCGAGGAAGAGCGUCUGGAAGGAGAAGGAUACUACGACGAGUCCGAAAGUAUGGAAGAUGAGGAAGACGCCGAUAUCAGAAUGCGAGCAGACAUGAUUCGAGACAAACGAGCACUAAUGAUGAGCGAAGCUCGUACCAAGAGGUCGCUGAAGAACAAGGCACAAAUCCCACGUUCGAAGAAAGCCAGAACGACAUCACAGAUGGCGGCUCACUUCAACAAGAUCGGUCUUGAUGGCUCAGCACCAGUUGAUAGAGCACGGGCACAGAUCCGAAACGCGCCUGCUGAGUCGAGGUCGAAUGCUGGAUCAGCUAUGGACAUCGACACCCCAUCUGCCCGAGCACGAUCUGUCUCCCGAGCACCUAAGACGAAUAGAUUGACUGAUGGUAUUACGAAGACAACAGCUACUGGUAUUGCGGAUCCUAUCACUGAGGAGAAGGUGGAGAGAAUGGCCAAGCUCAGUCAGAGGAAGAUGAACAGAAUGGCUAGGCAAGGUGAGGCUGAUAGGCACGAAACAGCCAGCUUGCCAAAGCAUUUGCUUGCCGGCAAGAGAGGUAUGGGCAAGACAAGAAGCAGAUAA
Messenger RNA from Lithohypha guttulata, 1989 nucleotides. It is a transcript of the gene NOG1, whose product is annotated as Nucleolar GTP-binding protein 1. The transcript is spliced from 2 exons. Gene Ontology annotation, cellular component: nucleolus. Gene Ontology annotation, molecular function: GTPase activity; RNA binding; GTP binding. Gene Ontology annotation, biological process: ribosomal large subunit biogenesis. The record is from RefSeq and is a predicted model, not a curated record. Lineage: Eukaryota; Fungi; Ascomycota; Eurotiomycetes; Chaetothyriales; Trichomeriaceae. Bases 1 to 1989 code for a protein of 662 amino acids.